Prosopis cineraria is the source of this 1635-nucleotide messenger RNA. RefSeq names its product agamous-like MADS-box protein AGL29. The transcript has 3 exons. Gene Ontology annotation, molecular function: RNA polymerase II cis-regulatory region sequence-specific DNA binding; protein dimerization activity; DNA-binding transcription factor activity, RNA polymerase II-specific. Lineage: Eukaryota; Viridiplantae; Streptophyta; Magnoliopsida; Fabales; Fabaceae. Gene Ontology annotation, biological process: regulation of transcription by RNA polymerase II. Bases 977 to 1585 code for a protein of 202 amino acids. The record is from RefSeq and is a predicted model, not a curated record.
AAAUGCCAGAUGGCAUGUUCUGUUCAAAUCAUAUUAUCGUUGUCGUCGUCAUCUCCAUAUCUAUAUCUCCAAAUCCGUCGCGUUAUUGCUUGGGUUUUUGCGUUCUUUUUGUUGUAUUCGAUCUUGUCUGCGUUUCACUUGGUGUUUCUUCUCUUCUUGAUGAAGGUACAGAGAAUAUCAUCCAGACAAUUCUCAAGCUUCAGACAAGGACAAAUUCGUCACUGCAAAAUUCCAAUACCUUGUGUUGGGAUCGAUGGCGAAAUCACAGAAGAAAUUUGACGGAGCUCCGAUGAUUAUAGCAAUGAAAGGCCAUCCAGGCACAGGAAAAAGCACUUUGGCUCAUUCCAUAGCUUCUUCCCUUCGUGUUCCUCUCAUCGACAAAGACGACAUCCGCGAUUCCACCGUACCCCUCCAACACCUCCCCACACCCACUCCCUCCUCCCUCCUCAACGACCUCUCCUACAACGCCAUCUGGCAGAUCGCCUCCACUCAGCUCCGCCUUGGCCUCACCGUCGUCGUCGACUCGCCCCUCUCGCGCCGCGCCCACCUCGAUAGCCUCCUCAGCAUCGCUCAGUCUGCCGGCGCGUGGGUCGUCGUCGUGGAGUGCAAGCCGAGCGACCAAGCUGAGUGGCGCCGCAGGCUGGAACGGCGCACCGGGGGUUCCCACAAGCCGGUCACGUGGCGGGACUUGGAGAAGCUUCUGGAAGGGUACGGUGGGUGCACGGAGUACGAUGUUAGUGAUGUGCCGAAGAUGGUGGUGGAUACCACCGCGCGGGUUGGAUUAGAAGAGCUUUGUUCCAGUGUUGUGGAGUUCAUAGCGUCUCAAGGUGGGGCGUCAGUGGAUUAUCAACAAUCCUCCAAAGAGAUUCCGCCACGUGUAGUUGACACUUGACCAGUAUAUCAUUUUCGGCCAUCGACAAGUCUAAUUGAAGAGUAGCCUACUAAAGUUAUUCCGCACCAUCUGCAAUAACCAACAAUGGCGAGAAGACCAAGCAAGAAGAACAAGACACUGAUCCAAGACGCAAGAAUCAAGCACGUCACCUUCUCCAAGCGUCGAUUCGGAAUCUUCAAGAAAGCCAGCGAGCUCUGUACCUUGUGCGCCGUGGAGAUGGUUCUCAUCAUCUUCUCGCCAGGCGGUAAACCCUACUCCUUCAGCCAUCCUUCGUCGGAAGCAGUAAUCAACAGACUCGUCACCGGUUCUGCAGAUCCAAAGAUCGAUCAUGAAGAAAGGGCCGAACGAGAAGCUAGGUUGGCUGAACUGAACAAGCACUGCUGCGAUCUGAAUGCACAGUUGAAGGAAGAGAAGAAACGAGGGAAGGAGCUGAAGAAGAGAAUGAUGAAUCUUCCAGAUAUCGAAAAGAUGAACAGAGAGGAGCUGAUGAAAAUGAAGACGUCGCUGGAAGAUCUGAGAGUCAGAGUACGCAAUCGUAAAGAGGAGCUUUUAGCAGGGAAGGCUAUGGAGGAUGAUGAUGAUCUGAGUUUAACGUUGGGUGGCGUAUUUUCUGCAGGAGAAGCUUCUUCAAGCUCAGCGAACAAGGGUGGCGGUGAUAUUAAUCUGAGUCUAUCAGCUUUUGUUCCCAGGUGAUGAUGCAUAUGCAUAUAGAGGGGAUCGAACGUUCAGCUUUUUCUCUCGUA